AUGGGUCGGACGGGUGACGACCACCGCGCCGUCGACCGCCGGCUGGAGGCGCUGCUCUCCGGCGCCGCCUCCGAGGAGCCAUGGCUCCGGCGUAUGGCAUCUGCGACGGCGCUGGAGCUGCGUCUGCUGGCGCCUCUCGCCGCGCCGGCCGUGGUGGUCUACAUGCUCAUCAUCGUCAUGUCGUCGACCACGCAGAUCGUGUGCGGCCAGCUCGGCAACGUCCAGCUCGCCGCCGCCUCCCUCGGCAACAACGGCAUCCAGGUCUUCGCCUACGGCCUCAUGCUGGGGAUGGGCAGCGCGGUGGAGACGCUGUGCGGGCAGGCGUACGGCGCGGAGAAGUACGAGAUGCUGGGCGUGUACCUGCAGCGCUCCACGGUGCUGCUCAUGGCCACCGGCGUGCCGCUCGCCGCCAUGUACGCCCUCUCGGAGCCGCUGCUCCUGCUGCUGGGGCAGUCUCCCGAGAUCGCCGGCGCCGCCGCGGAGUUCGCCUACGGCCUCAUCCCGCAGAUCUUCGCGUACGCCGCCAACUUCCCGAUCCAGAAGUUCCUGCAGGCGCAGAGCAUCGUGGCGCCCAGCGCCUACAUCCUGGCGGCCAGCUUCGCGCUCCACUUCGCGUACAUCGUCUGGAGCCCGCGCUGCCGGGCCACCUGGACCGGGUUCACGUGGGCCGCCUUCGCCGACCUGCCCGGGUUCGCCGGCCUGUCCGCCGCGUCGGCGGUCAUGCUGGCGCUCGAGGUCUGGUACUUCCAGGUGCUCAUUCUCCUCGCCGGCAUGCUGCCGGACCCGCAGAUCGCCCUCGACUCGCUCACGGUCUGCACGUCGAUCCAGUCAUGGGUGUUCAUGAUCUCUGUGGGCUUCAAUGCAGCUGCCAGCGUGAGGGUAGGGAAUGAGCUGGGCGCCGGCAACCCCAGGUCUGCCGCGUUCUCUGCAUGGAUGGUCACCGCCCUGUCGGCGUUCGUGUCAGGGAUAGCUGGCCUCGUCACUUUCCUGCUCAGGGACAAGCUAAGCUACAUCUUCACCGGCGGCGAGGUCGUCUCGCGCGCCGUCGCCGACCUGUGCCCGCUGCUCGUCGGGACCAUCGUGCUCUGCGGGAUCCAGCCCGUGCUGUCAGGUGUGGCCGUUGGCUGUGGGUGGCAAGCGACGGUUGCCUACAUCAACAUUGGAUGCUACUACUUCAUCGGCAUACCCCUCGGCGUGCUCCUCGGAUUCAAGUUUGACUUUGGGAUCAAGGGAUUGUGGGGAGGCAUGAUUGGGGGUACCCUCAUCCAAACACUCAUUUUGAUCUGGAUCACGUUAAGAACUGACUGGAACAAGGAGGUCGAGGAGGCGCGGAAAAGAUUAGACAAGUGGGACGACACAAGGCUGCCUCUUCUCGCAAGCAAGGAGUGA
This is a messenger RNA of Miscanthus lutarioriparius, 1389 nucleotides long. The record is from the annotation of a GenBank genome assembly. NCBI's taxonomy places the organism in Eukaryota, Viridiplantae, Streptophyta, Magnoliopsida, Poales, Poaceae.